Molecule: messenger RNA, 939 nt
Organism: Mucor mucedo
Lineage: Eukaryota; Fungi; Mucoromycota; Mucoromycetes; Mucorales; Mucoraceae
Product: major facilitator superfamily domain-containing protein
Exons: 8
Coding region: 1-939 (312 amino acids)
Biological process (GO): transmembrane transport
Molecular function (GO): transmembrane transporter activity
Source: RefSeq, a predicted model, not a curated record
AUGCCUGCUACAAAUGAUAUUAUGAUUUACUUUAAUACAAGUCUUACGACCAUUAAUGCAACAAUUGCCCUCUUUUUACUAAUGACUGCUCUUGCUCCUCUCAUUUGGGCUCCACUUAGUGAGCGUAUUGGCAGAAGGGUAUAUGUAAAAAUUAUUUUUAUUAGAUGGGUGUAUAUUGUUUGUAUGGCACUAUAUACAGUGUGCACCAUCAUAUGCGGUAUCUCCACUAAGCUAGGAUUGUUCUUUGUAUUCCGUUUACUUCAGGGAAUAUUUGUCAGUGCCGGUCAAGCAGUAGGCGGUGGUAGUGUCUCAGAUAUUUUCGAGCCUCAGGAUCGUGGCAAGGCCAUGAGCAUUUAUAUCUUAGGUACAAUUCUUGGCCCUGCCAUUGCCCCUAUUGCUGGUGGUUAUAUCGAUCAAUUUUUAGGAUGGCGGUGGAUAUUUUACAUCAAGACAAUUAUGGGUGGCGUCCUUACUAUAUGUAGUUUUCUUUUUAUCAAGGAAACACUUUAUCAUCCUGAUGCCGAACAGCCUCCUCCUCUUACAAACAUAAAGGAGCGUUUACAGAGACUCAAGUUCAACCCACUUGGCAGUCUUGAGCUUUUAUUACAGCGCGAAGUGUUGGUAUCUUGUAUCCCUAUGAGUGUGGCAUUUGGCUGGUUUUAUUUCUUAGUGACAAUUCUUCCUUCAACUUUUGGAAGCAUAUAUCACUUUUCUGCCGGUGCAAUUGGUCUCUGUUAUGUAGCAGGUGGUAUUGGCAACACGUUCGGGUCGGCUGUUGCUGGACCUAUUAUGUAUGGUUGGUUUCUUCAUGCCGGAUUGCAUUGGAUUGGACCUCUUAUUGCUAACGUCAUAUCUUGUAUUGGAAUCAUGUUUACGGUUACAAUUACCAGUGCUUACUUGGUUGACGCUAAUCCUUCAAAGGCAGCAUCAAGUGAGUGA